AUGACCUACCUCCUCCCCUUCCUCCUCCCUUAUCUUCUUCAUAAUUUGCCAGCAACAAUAAACCAUACUAGAGUUUUCUCCGAUGUUAGCGACGACGCAAGUGAGGAGUCUAAAUUGGACAAUAGAGAGAAUGUGCAAGAGGCUCGAGUUGUGAUGACUUUUAACAACAUUGAUGAGAUAGUUGCCUAUUAUAGAGAAUAUGGAAAGCAAUUAGGGUUUCCUGUGAGGAAGAGAAUAUCACAAAAGAAGAUGUGGGAGAAUUGA
Prunus armeniaca (apricot) is the source of this 264-nucleotide messenger RNA. Lineage: Eukaryota; Viridiplantae; Streptophyta; Magnoliopsida; Rosales; Rosaceae. The record is from the annotation of a GenBank genome assembly.